This is a messenger RNA of Hyla sarda, 5438 nucleotides long. It is a transcript of the gene ST8SIA5, whose product is annotated as ST8 alpha-N-acetyl-neuraminide alpha-2,8-sialyltransferase 5. NCBI's taxonomy places the organism in Eukaryota, Metazoa, Chordata, Amphibia, Anura, Hylidae. The record is from RefSeq and is a predicted model, not a curated record. The coding region runs from base 660 to 1892 and encodes 410 amino acids. Gene Ontology annotation, biological process: N-glycan processing; oligosaccharide metabolic process. The transcript has 8 exons. Gene Ontology annotation, molecular function: alpha-N-acetylneuraminate alpha-2,8-sialyltransferase activity.
GUGUCAAAGCAACAGGGCAGGUUGUUGUGCGCCUAGAGCGGUGUCCUUGGGCAGAUGCACAGUGUGACCUUGGCUGUGAGCAGACAGAAGACCCUCAGUAAUCAGCCCCUAUGAUCAGGAAGGAGGCUGCGGCUCAGCACUGUCAGCAGAGGAUGCAGCCCCUCUCAGCCCAGCACAGACAGGAGCCCAGCACUGCAGCUGAUCACUGCAGAGGCUGGCACAUCUGAUGCUGCUGCCAGGGCACACACAUGAGGGAAAUGUGAUGCUUCUGGGGCAUUUGGGGGGGAGGGGGGGAACAUGUACUCCAUGAGCUGCUCACAGUCACCAAGAUCUUCAGCCUCAUCAUGGAGAACAUAAUUGGCUUCUGAGAAGGGAGGAGAGACAGACACAGAGAAGGGGGCUGCAAGGAACCCUCUGGUGGGGGGUGGUGGUGGGGGGAUCAUCCGUCUUCCCAUGUCCUGGGCUCUUGUAAACUUUACCCUGGAAGCUGCACAAUGGGGUACCUUGUCCUCUGGAUGGUAGCACUAAGGAGGGCUGGGCGAGGGGCUUGUCAUGCUUUCACUGUGAAUAACAAGGACAUCUUCUUCCCCGCAGUCCUACAAUAAAUAAGGAAACUGGUAGUGGUGGUUUAUUUCGUGGACCCCCCCCCCCCCCCCGCCAUGGGGUACGCGGACCCCUCAUCUAGCAGGGACCUGCUGGGGAACAGAACUUUAUUUUUCAUAUUCAUCUGCGCCUUCGCCCUGGUGACCUUGCUGCAACAGAUCCUGUAUGGCAGGAACUACAUCAAGAGAGGACUGCAGUUUAGCUGGCAGAGCGGAGAGGAGUUGGGGAAUUGGACGGGGAUCUUUAAUUUCACGGAUGACGGAGCAGUGAAGACGGGCAAUGACGCAGGCGGCAGGUAUUUUGAGUUUUAUGAAGGUCCUUUGGAUUUCAACUCAACGAAAUGUUUGGAGCUGAGGCAGGACAUCAACGACGUGAAGGUUCUCUCUAUGGUAAAAGAAACAGAAUUAUUUGAUCGUUGGAAAAGUCUUCAGAUCUGCAAAUGGGAGAUAAAUACAACAGAAGCCAAUAAUUUCAAAUCUCAGUUGAGCAGGUGCUGCAAUGCCCCUUCCUUCCUGUUCACCACCCAGAAGAACACGCCGCUCGGAACAAAGCUCAGAUAUGAAGUGGAUACCAGUGGUAUAUUUCAGAUCAGCCCUGAGAUCUUCAAGAUAUUCCCCAAGGAAAUGCCUUAUUAUCGAUCACAGUUCAAGAAGUGCGCCGUGGUCGGGAAUGGAGGAAUACUGAAAAACAGCAAAUGCGGAAAAGAAAUAGACAACACUGACUUUGUCUUCAGGUGCAACCUGCCUCCCAUAUCUGAUAAAUACGUGGCGGAUGUGGGCAUCAAGACGGACGUGGUGACAAUCAAUCCGAGUAUUAUAACAGAAAGGUUUCAGAAGUUAGAGAAAUGGCGGAAACCUUUCUAUGACGUGUUACAGGGUUAUGAGAAUGCUUCUAUCCUUCUCCCUGCCUUCUACAACACCCGCAACACCGAUGUGUCCAUCCGGGUAAAGUACGUCUUGGAUGACUUUGAAUCCCAACAAUCCGUGUAUUAUUUCCACCCUCAGUAUCUCAUCAAUGUUUCCCGCUUUUGGCUCAUCCAAGGUGUGAGGGCCAAACGCAUCAGCAGCGGCCUGAUCCUGGUGACGGCCGCUCUGGAACUGUGCGAUGAGGUCCACCUCUAUGGCUUUUGGGGCUUCCCCAUGAAUCCAUCAGGAAUCUUCAUUACUCAUCAUUAUUAUGACAAUGUCAAACCUCGACCAGGCUUCCACGCCAUGCCUUCAGAAAUUUUCAACUUUAUCCAUAUGCAUAGUAAGGGCAUCCUCCGUGUCCAUACCGGCACUUGCUUCUAAGAAGCCUCGUCCAACACGUGCCACAUACGCAUUGGAUGUCUUCACCGAAAUUAUGCAAUAAUGCUUUGAGCAGACUACGUAGGACGAUGCCUCCAAAUGAGUUGGCGAUUGUGAGAAAGCCACUUCAAGGAAUUAUUUAUUGUCAAAGGGGAGUAUGGUAAAACUAAAAAUAUGAAAAAGUAAGAAAAAAAGAAAGAAACCAUCUUCAUCAGCACUGGUUUGACAGCUACAAUUCCGCAAAGCACACAAGAAGAAUUAGCACAUGCAGUGCAUUUACCAGCAUCUACCACUGACCCUCCAUCCAUUAUGGACACUGAAGGAGGGCAGAACAGUCGGUGUCCUCACUAUGACCAUAUAGCUCCGUGUUAUUUCCUGCUUUUUUGGGUUUUAUGUUACCCUAAAAAAAAAAAAGGUUCAUAAAGGGAAUUCAUGAGAAACAAUGGAAACUUACCACAUGAUAGAAGCCAACGAAGCCCUAUGGGGCAAGCUUGUCCAUUGGUGACCCAUUAUGCCUUUACCAUGAAAGCUUGCUAUUGCCUUUCCCAGUGGGCAUUGAUGGACAUUAUUAUUAUUCCCACCUUGGGUGUAUGCAACAUUGGCGCACAGGUAGAAAGGAUUUGCAGGGAAACCAAAACAUGAUGUAUGUUGAUGAAGGGAAGCUCUGCAUUGGCACUACUUAGAUUUUUUUAAAUAGCAUUAUGGGGGAUUCUCAUGUAUUAAGAGGCGCUGUGAGGGUCCACAGAAUAUACCAUAUAGAUGAGGGUCCUACCUCUAGGAUGGAACUAGUCUCCAGAAAAGGGAUCCUUGUCCUACCUGGUGACCAGACAUGGGAACUCCAAAAGGGGUAAAUCUAGUAAAGCUGGUCAUACACACAAGAUGUUGGCCUGGUGCUCAUGCAGCCAUUAGUUAUCUCUUUUAAUCCCCCCCCCAUACAUCUGCAUGCUCAGUUUGGGAAGUGUGCAUGUGUUUUGAGUAUGGAGAGCCUAAACAAGGACACCUCUGUGGUGGCUUAUCUCCUGGAGAACAGAAGAAUGGGGCAGUUGAUGUCCAAUACACCCAAUCCUUCUCUCCUCCAACAUCUGUCAUUGAGGAACAGUCGGGAGGCCACCAAGUUCAUGGUAGGCCGGUCCUGCCGAAAUGAUCAGAUAUGGCCAACACCUAUCUAUGACCAGCUUUACAUGACCACUUCUAUGUUUAUUUCUGGGCUGGAUAUGGUAACCAGUGGCCACCUCACUAGGUGGAACGAGGUUAGGUGUUCCCCCAAUCUAAAAUGAGGUGGAAGUCUCAAAGGUGGCAAUGCCAUAAUGUGUGUGAUGGGAAAGGUCCUUUUAAAGAAGUUUUAUGCCAUUAUAUGCCUUUUCAGUUUGAUAGAAGAGUGCCGUAUAUCUGCAGUGCAUUAGCCGCUCCUCUAUGUCUCUUCUUCGUUGUUUUUAGAAAUUAUUUUUGUCUCCUAAGUGUCAUAACAGGCAAUACGAAUAAAAGAGUCACUAUAUUAAGGUUGGUGUUAAAACUCAGGAAUAAUUCACAGCAGUGCGUUCCCAUUUACCGCAGGCUGCCAUUAUACCUCCGAAGAAAAACAAUGGGGCUGGUUUAUGAACCUUCUGACAGCAAAACUCUUUGUUGCCCAUAGUAACCAAUCACGGCGCAGCUUUUAUUUCUCUAUCUGCAAAAUGAAGGCUGGGCUGGGAUUGGUUUCUAAGGGCAACAAGGACUAUGAUUCUUUCAGACAGGUUUCACAGAUCUGCCGCGAUGUUUCAGAACUAUAUAUUUAUAAAGUUUGUGUCUGAGAGUUCACAAACUUGCUGUGAUUGGCGACGGGGGGCGACACUUUUUCUAUGUAUCAUAUUUUCUUUUUCUUUUCUAUUUUUCUUAUUAACGGAAAGAGUUAAAUAGUUUAAAUCGUUAGACAUUCACUUUACAUUGAUUUUUAAUUUAUAUUUGAAUUAUAAUAUUUAUUAUUGCAAAAGAAAAAGUUGCCAAAUCUUUAAGAUCAGGUCACUGAACAGUCAACAAAGGGGCUGUGGCCAACAGCAAAUCGUUUAAAGGUGUCUGGGUAUUUUUUGGUGGCUCCCUCUACUGGUAGAAGAUAUAAAAUGUUACAUAUAUUUUUUUAUAUACCCUUAUGUUGAAAUGGUAGAUGAAUAUGGUACUGGAUGUAAAAAUGGAACGUAACCUUUUGGUUUUAUGUUUGGUUUUCCAUUUUAAUAAUUUAUUUUCCAAUAAGUCAAUAAAAAAAAAUUGAGCUCUGAGCCUGUAUAUAUUUCUGGGUAAAUUUCCCCCUUUACCUGUUUUAUUCCCGAGCACUCCACUUCCGCCCCUAACUUGUCUCGAAACCAUACCUUCUAAGACAAUAGGGGGCGGGUGUCAAGUUGAGAUCAUCAUGCCCUCAUGACUAUGGCUUGGUACCCAUCCUUUCUCAUCUUGGCAGGUAUAAAUCUGUGACAGGUUAAGGGCGUAAGUGGAUUGAUAGGGAGCUGAACAGGUAAUACCUUUUUUUGCUUCCUAGACAAGAGAUAACUUAUGCCCUAUCCAAAGGAUAGGGGAUAAGUUAUAGAUCGAAGUUAUAGAUUGCACUGGGAACCCCCCCGCCAUAGAGAUAUGCCAUAGAGAUAAAUGGAGGUGGCUUCCUGCGGUGGUCGGAAAGUCAGCUUUCGUCAGACUGCCAGGGCCCCGUUCAGGAGACCCCCCACGAUCCUUUGGAUAGGGGAUAAGUUCUUUUCCCCUGCACUGCUCCUUUAAAGGAAUACACCGGGAAAGAGGUUUUUUUUUUAAACAAAAAUUUGGCAUUUAAAGGAAAAACAAAAACAAUUUAGACUUACUUACCGUCGCUUCCCCUGGUGCAUCUACAUCUGGCCCAAUACCUCACACUACCGCUCAGAUUAUUGAUAGCCAAGGCGGGACAUCGCUGCUGCCGGUGAUUAGCUGGGAUGCUGGGAGUUGGAGUUUUGCAAAAGCUUGAGGCGGUGGGUUGUGUACAGAGCUCAACAGUUCAGAGCCUGACCCUUCAUUUAUUAAAGCACUUUAACACUUUCUGUAGCUUAUUUAUAUAUUAUUUUUAUUAUUAUUUUUUUUACUGAUUAGCGCCAGAUACUAAAACAUGUUUGUUUUCUUUCCUAAUCAAUUUCUAUUUUCUGAUUUAUUUUAUUUUAUGUACAUUAUUAUAGAGGCAGCCAUCUUGCUGGAGCUGUUUUUAACAGCAUUUAGUGAUAUGCUUUAUGCCAAGCCCCAUGGACAUAGAAACAAUGAACAUCUCCAGACCCUAUUCUUUGUAUGGGGAAGGUUUGUAAGCAUGUUAUGUGACCAGUGCAGAGGUCAUUCUACAGGGGAAGGGUAGGCUAGGCUGCUAUUGCCUUAUUUUCAAAAUAGUAUCAUUAUCCUGUACCCCAAGUGUCAGUGUCAUUAUCCUGUACCCCAAGUGUCAUUAUCCUGUACUCCCAAGUGUAAGUGUCAUUAUCCUGUACCCCAAGAGUCAGUGUCAUUAUCCUGUACCCAAAGUGUCAGUGUCAUUAUCCUGUACCCCAAGUGUAAGUGUAAUUAUCCUGUACC